Penicillium vulpinum is the source of this 267-nucleotide messenger RNA. RefSeq lists its product as uncharacterized. Lineage: Eukaryota; Fungi; Ascomycota; Eurotiomycetes; Eurotiales; Aspergillaceae. The transcript has a single exon. The record is from RefSeq and is a predicted model, not a curated record. The coding region runs from base 1 to 267 and encodes 88 amino acids.
AUGGACGACGCAUCAGUUAUCAAAGAUCAGGUCGUACUCAACGACAUCGUCUUCCACAUCGCAACUGCAGACCACUUGCGAUCUGUCGAAACAAUCAUUGAUAGCAUCAGACAACGAGCAGUGCAAGGCCUGAAAACGAUAUAUAUCCACAACAGCGGAGCAACAUUGCUCUCUGAUACUGCCCAGGGAGACUACAAAAGCGAUACAGUAUUUGACGAUGAACAGCCCGGGCAGAUCAAUAUCCUCCCUGAUUCCGUCAUCGCCUAA